Molecule: messenger RNA, 13073 nt
Organism: Colius striatus (speckled mousebird)
Lineage: Eukaryota; Metazoa; Chordata; Aves; Coliiformes; Coliidae
Gene: DOT1L
Product: DOT1 like histone lysine methyltransferase
Exons: 28
Coding region: 250-5436 (1728 amino acids)
Biological process (GO): DNA damage checkpoint signaling; regulation of transcription regulatory region DNA binding; heterochromatin formation
Cellular component (GO): nucleus
Molecular function (GO): histone H3K79 methyltransferase activity
Source: RefSeq, a predicted model, not a curated record
GGCCCAAGAUGGCGGCGGCGCCGGAGAGCCCCGCGAGCCGCUAACGACAAUAGAGGGAGGCGAGGGGAGCGGGCGCCCCCGCCGGCACCGGCCUCCCCUCCCCGCCUCUCCCCCCACCCCCCUCCCCCCCCGGCUGCCGCCGCCGCACCUCGCACACGCCCCCGGCCGGGCCCGGCCGCCACACCCCAUCCCGGCCGGCCCCUCUAGCAUGGUGCGGGGCCGCCGCCGCCUCCUCCUCCGGCUGCCGACAUGGGCGAGAGGCUGGAGCUCCGGCUGAAGUCGCCCGUGGGAGCCGAGCCCGCCGUCUACCCCUGGCCGCUGCCCGUCUACGACAAACACCAUGAUGCUGCUCACGAAAUUAUUGAGACAAUUCGGUGGGUCUGUGAAGAAAUCCCAGAUCUCAAGCUUGCUAUGGAAAACUAUGUUUUAAUUGACUACGAUACGAAAAGCUUUGAAAGCAUGCAGAGGCUUUGUGACAAGUACAACCGAGCCAUUGAUAGCAUUCAUCAGUUGUGGAAGGGAACCACCCAACCGAUGAAACUGAACACUCGUCCCUCCAACGGGCUCCUGCGGCACAUCCUGCAGCAAGUCUACAACCACUCCGUGACUGAUCCAGAGAAACUUAACAACUAUGAGCCCUUUUCCCCAGAGGUUUAUGGAGAAACUUCCUUUGACUUGGUGGCCCAAAUGAUAGAUGAAAUUAAAAUGACAGAGGAUGAUCUGUUUGUUGACUUGGGCAGUGGUGUGGGUCAGGUGGUGCUUCAAGUGGCUGCAGCCACAAACUGCAAACAUCACUAUGGUGUGGAGAAAGCUGAUAUUCCAGCCAAAUAUGCUGAGACGAUGGACAGAGAGUUCAGAAAGUGGAUGAAAUGGUAUGGGAAAAAACAUGCAGAAUACACACUGGAAAGAGGUGACUUCCUCUCAGAAGAAUGGAGAGAGAGAAUUGCAAACACAAGUGUUAUUUUUGUGAAUAACUUUGCCUUUGGUCCUGAGGUGGAUCACCAGCUGAAGGAGAGAUUUGCCAACAUGAAGGAAGGUGGGAGAAUUGUGUCCUCAAAGCCUUUUGCACCUCUGAAUUUUAGAAUUAACAGUCGAAACUUGAGUGAUAUUGGCACUAUAAUGAGAGUUGUGGAGCUGUCACCACUGAAAGGGUCUGUGUCAUGGACGGGGAAACCAGUUUCUUACUACCUGCAUACUAUUGACCGAACCAUACUUGAAAACUACUUUUCUAGUCUCAAAAAUCCAAAACUCAGGGAGGAACAAGAGGCAGCUAGACGUCGCCAACAAAGAGAGAAUAAGAGCAACACAACUACUCCAACGAAGGUUCAAGAAAACAAGGAUUCUGGUGCUGAAGAAGAAAAAGCUGCAGCAAAUUCUGUUAAAAAGCCAUCUCCCUCCAAGGCACGGAAGAAAAAGUUGAGUAAAAAAGGAAGGAAAAUGGCAGGAAGGAAACGAGGCCGCCCCAAGAAAAUGAACACUGCAAACACAGAGCGCAAGACCAAGAAGAACCAAACUGCACUAGAACUUCUGCAUGCUCAGACUGUUUCACAGACAUCUUCAUCCUCUCCUCAGGAUGCAUACAAGUCACCUCAUAGUCCAUAUUACCAACUACCUCCUAAAGUGCAACGGCAUUCAUCUAACCAGCUACUGGUGACACCUACCCCACCUGCACUACAGAAGCUGCUAGACUCUUUUAAGAUCCAGUACAUGCAGUUCAUGGCAUACAUGAAAACUCCUCAGUAUAAAGCAAGUCUGCAACAGUUGCUGGAGCAGGAAAAGGAAAAGAAUGCUCAGUUACUGGGUACAGCACAGCAGUUGUUCACCCACUGCCAGGCACAGAAAGAGGAAAUCAAACGUCUUUUUCAGCAGAAACUUGAUGAGUUGGGAGUUAAAGCUCUAACGUACAAUGACCUGAUUCAGGCUCAGAAGGAAAUCUCUGCUCACAAUCAGCAACUGAAAGAACAGACCAAACAGCUGGAGAAGGACAACAGUGAACUCAGGAACCAGAGCUUACAGCUGCUUAAGGCUCGAUGUGAAGAGCUGAAGCUGGAUUGGUCAACAUUGUCACUGGAGAACUUGCUGAAAGAGAAGCAGGCAUUGAAGAAUCAGAUUUCUGAGAAACAGAAGCACUGUUUGGAAUUGCAGAUCAGCAUUGUGGAACUUGAGAAAAGUCAAAGGCAGCAGGAGCUCAUGCAGCUGAAAUCCUACACGCCGUCUGAUGAGUCACUGUCAGUACAGCUACGCAAUAAAACCCAUCUGAGCCGUGAUCCUGAGGCUGAUCAUGGCAGGUUCCAACUGGAGCUUGAGUGCUCCAAGUUUCCUAUGCCCCACAUCAAUGGCAUGAGCCCUGAACUGUCCAUGAACGGCCAUGCUACUCCCUAUGAAAUUCAGAAUGCCUUCAGCAGACCCUCUUCCAAGCAGAACACCCCUCAGUACACAACCUCACACCUGGACCAAGAAAUAGUUCCAUGUACCCCAAACCACAGCAGCAGACAGAAGGCAGACAAGAUGACAAGCCUGUCCUUACCUGAUUACACCAGGUUUUCCCCAGCUAAAAUAGCACUGAGGAGACAUUUGAAUCAAGACCACGGAGUCAAUGGGAAAGCAACAGCUAAUGAGAUACAGAGAGCUGACCAUGUCAAAGAGAAUGGCCUUACAUAUCCCAGCCCUGGUGUUGCAAAUGGCAUAAAGCUGAGUCCUCAGGAAGCUCGGCCCUCUUCCCCAGCGGCCUUACCCGUUGCAGGCGAGAAGGUUUUGAGAGAGAGAACCUCUGUGAGUAAUGGAGAAACUAUCACCAGCCUACCUAUCAGUAUUCCUCUCAGCACAGUGCAGCCCAAUAAACUCCCUGUUAGUAUCCCUCUGGCCAGCGUAGUCCUACCUAGCCGUGUUGAGAAGGUGAGAAGCACACCCAGCCCAGUUCACCAGAGCAGAGACUCAUCGACACUUGAAAAGCAGAUUGGUGCUAGUUCUCAUAAUGGCAUAAGCAAUGCUGCUGGAAACAAGCCACUGGCUUUGGCUACCUCAGGUUUUUCUUACUCUUCUGGCUCCGUGGCAGUCAAUGGAAAUCUUACAAAGAGCCCAGUCCAUCUUAACCAUAGUGUUGAUCAGGCAGCUCUGGACGACUCUGGGAGUCUGUUUAACUCAGUAGGGUCUCGGAGUUCCACUCCACAACACCCUUUGCUAAUGCUGCAGUCAAGGAACUCUGGGCAAAACUCCCCUGCUCACCAGCACUCAACAAGCCCCAGGUUAAAUGGCACCUCCCAGAGCCUGGUAGGGGUAUUGCAAUAUGCAGAUGCUCAGAAGAUGUUUGCCGAAGGAACAAAGGGGGAUCUUCAGUCUGAUGCAGCGUUUUCAGAUCCUGAGAACGAGGCCAAGAGAAGAAUCAUCUUUACAAUCUCUCCUAAUACAGGACAUGUAAAACAAUCCCCUUCCAACAAGCACAGUCCCGUGCCCACGAGCGCUCGGCUGGACUGUGGCCAAGCCCACGCGCAGGACGGGAAGAAGCGCGGCCGGCGGAAGCGAUCGUCGCCGGGGAGCCUGGGCGGCACCUGCGGCGUGUCCCCCAAGCGCAAGGCGCUGCCCGUGGCCGGGCUCUUUGCGCAGCCCUCGGGGUCACCGCUCAGCAUCAGCUCCAUGGUCAAUAACAUUAAUCAGCCUUUAGAAAUAACAGCCAUUUCCUCUCCUGAAAACUCCCUGAAGAACUCUCCUGUUCCUUACCAGGACAACGACCAGCCCCCGGUACUGAAAAAGGAAAAGCCCCUCAUUCAGAGCAACGGUGUCCAUUACUCGCCUCUGACAUCGGAUGAAGAGCAGGGAUCUGAAGAUGAGCACAAUAGCAGCAGAAUUGAGAGGAAAAUUGCAACAAUAUCCUUGGAAAGCAAAUCUCCACAGAAGACUGUUGAGAACGGCGGCAGCUUAUCUGGGAGGAAACAAGCACAAAGCAACGAGAACGUCAACAGCAGCAAAUGGAAAUCCACUUUCUCGCCAAUAUCCGACAUCAACCUGACCAAAACUACAGACAGUCCCCUGCAGUCGGCUUCAGCCCUCAGCCAGAACUCGCUGUUUGCCUUCAGGCCCGAGGACGGCCUGGCCCUCGACGCCAAGGCGGCAGCGCACGUGAGGAAGAGCGUGGCCGUGCCCCCCGACGGGCUGAGCCCCGGCACCAACCCCAACGGCUUCAGCUACAACGGGGGGCUGUCGGCUGAGCUCGCUUUGCACAGCUUCAUCGAUGGUGCUUCUCUGCCCCAGAAGGCUUCGGACGCGGCGGCUUCCAGCUGCUCGCUGGGCUUCCAGCGAAGCAAAGACGGGGGCGGCUCGGACACGAACCCUUUCCUGAACAAGAGGCAGCUGGAAGGCCUCGGCGGCGCCAAGGGAGAAGACUUGAACCGGCUCAAAGGGAAGGAGCUCGGCGACGGCGGCCGCGGCGGGGGCCCUGCAGAAAAAGCCUCUCUGCAGCACAACGGGAAGCUCGGCAAAGGAAGGGACCGAGACCUGGAGUUCAAAAACGGCCACAACCUUUUCAUUUCCGCUGCUGUUUCCUCUGGUGGCCUCCUGAACGGUAAAAGCCUUUCGACUGCCGCUUCCUCGGCGGGCAGCCCAGCGUCGUCUGUCCAGACGCACCAUCCCUUCCUAAACACUCUGAGCACUGGAUCGCAGUUCCCCCUCGGGCCCGUGGCCUUGCAAGCAAACCUCAACUCGGUGACAAACUCCUCAGUAUUGCAGUCCUUAUUUAAUUCAAUGCCAGCUGCUGCCAGUCUGGUCCACGUGUCAUCAGCUGCAACCAGACUGACUAAUUCUCACACUAUGGGGAACUUCUCUCCUGGGGUUACAGGUGGAACAGUUGGAGGUAUUUUUAACCAUGCGGUGCCUUCUGCCUCCUCUCCUCAUCAAUUUGGAGCCAGUUUCAGCAGCAGUGCUGUCUCUAGCAGCACGGUGCUAAGCUUAAACCCUCUGCAGGCUGUUGCCAGCACCUCAUCCGCAUCCUUCCCUCCCCCUUCCUCUAAUUUAGUAACAUCUAGUGAGACUAGAUCCGCUCAGCACCUCAACAGAGCGCCAGUGCAAUCUGUUUUCCAUUCCCCUCCGCCCCCUCCUAACGUUUCUCUGCCCCCACCCCCUCCAUUACUCGCCUCUAACUCCGAGCCUGCGCUCCUGCAGAGCCUGCCGUCCCUCCCUCCCGCCGAAGCCUUUUUGCCAUCCUCUUCCGCUGCUUCUGUCCAACCUGCUAACGCUUCUUUGUCUAUUAAGCUUGCUUCUCUCCAGCACAAAUCCUCCCGCCCCUCCUUUACCGUCCAUCACCCGCCUGUGCCCCGCCUGGCGCUGGCGCAGUCGGCGCCCGCGCUCCGGCAGCCCAACGCCGCUGGCACGUCAGCCAUGUGGGUUACACUUGGCAUGCAGCCUCCUUAUGCUUCGCACCUUUCUGGGGUUAAGCCACGAUAAAGAGCUUGCUUAGCUAACAGUUCUUAUUUUGUAAGGUAAGGCUAGAGACAAAAAAGAACCCCCCCCAAAAAAACCCCCACCCCCCAGGAGUUUUGUACGAGAUGCUGAAUGAUGCUUCUUCCUUUUCAGAGCUAGGCUUGGGGGUGAUGGGCUCUGUGAACUGCCAGCUCUGACGGGCUGGGAGCAAAGAAUCUGAUGGCAGGGGAUGGGGAGUCAGUGCUCUCUGUUCUGGGAGUCAGGAUUUCUCGACAAGGAGUGUUCAAACUGGCAACUCUGGUCUGUCUCAUCCAGCGUGAGGGUUAUGUUCAGGCUGAGAUGGCUUCAUGCACAUGGUUACUUCUGAAGAUCAAGAAUCAGGAGGAAAUGUCUAUUUCUGAGUAUGGUUUUACACAGUUACUGGAAGUGGUUGUUGCCUACUUUGAUUCCCUCUGCCCUCCGACACAGCCUGUUGCAUCUCCACUAGUCCACGUUGGCGUAGCGUUAGGCUGUGUGCUGGUGCUGCUUUGUGACUGUACAUGGUGGUGUGUUGGUCUUGUUUUUACUGUCAGGCAACAGCAGCUGCUCUAAAUAAUCACAAAGUUAAAAAGCUCCAGGUUACCAAGCUGCAGCUUUGUCUUGCAGAGCAAAUGCACUGGUCUUGCAUCGUGGUUAAUGUGCCCCCUGCGUCCAUGGAACACACAACCACAGGCAGCAAAUGAAGGGUUGUGAUUUACCUGCAGCUCUGAUGGACUCUGCUGCCAGGGCUGCCAGUAACAGACUCCCUCAGCUGCUGCGUUUGUGCUCCCAUGGCAAUCACUGGCUUUUGCUGGGUAGACUGUGAAUGAGAACACAGGGAGCCUGCAGGGUUAACUGUGCUCCGUGCUUGCUGAGGGCUGGGGCCAUGGCAGAGGAGGCUCUCCACAGGCUGUGUGCAUCCUUUUUUACUCAAGCAGGUACUUAAAUGUCUUUAGAGCAACUCCAGAAUAAAUUGUACCACCACAGAGUUGGGUACUGUUGUUAAUGACAAUAACUCUGUGGCAUCCUGAUGUAACACCUUGUGCUUGCAAAGUGAAAUCAGUGUGUUGGGCCCCAGAGCUUGCUCUGUGCUUUCGUGUAGGCCUGUGAUGUUGUUGCUGUUCACUGAUACCACAGCUACCUGCAAUCUGUGGUUCAAUACUCUUUUUGCCACUGAUAAAGCAUAUGACUCAAUUACAAUAUACCUGAGAGACUCUUUUGAGUGUGCAUUGUCUGUAGUGUCUUCAUCACCAAAUUGCUCCUCAGCCACCAACAAAUGCUCUUUAGGCUUUUGUGAGGCACGUAAGUAUUAACCUCUGUCCUUCUGUACCAGAAAGUGAGGCUGAGGAAGAGCUUGAGUAACUGUGUGCCAGCAGAGCCCAGCAGUGUGGUGUGGUGGCAGAAUGAUGAAAGACCCUGGAUAGAAAUGAGAUGGGGGAGAAGCUGUGGGGGGUUAUGGACGUGACUCCAGUGAGAACAGUGUGACAGCCUUCUGCUGCUCUGUACCGUCAGAUGGGGUGAUCCCUGUCACAGGAGGCUUCUGAGCAAAAUGAGCAAGGCUUAAAGGAGAAUAGCUGGAUGACAGAGGUGGAUUUGUGGGGCAAAGGAGCAGACGUGAUGCUCUCAGGAGCUGCAGGGAGCAGGACCACAGCUCCCAUGCACCAUCUCUUCCCCUCACACUUGGAGGUCAGUCACAGGAGGGCAGAGCUCAGUGUGGCUCCAGUGCUGGGAAACUGCAGUAGCCAGAGGAGCUGGGUGUCACCUCUGCAGAGACAUCAGCUCUGUCUGCAGUUGUCUCCUUCUGUGCUGACUGCCGAGGUGUUGGAGCAGUGUAGAAAUGAUUGACACAUCUAACACAGCAGAUUUUUGUCUUUUAUUUAGAUGAGUCUCUUCCUCUCCUCCUGUUGUGCAGGUAACUAGGAUUUCUACCUCAACCCAAUGUGACCUAUGCAAGGACAACGUGGACCAACUUCACUCGGCUUCCACUGAAAGGUGCUCACCUGGCCUGUGCAGGGGUUUCUACUCUCUUACUACUGGACAAAAUAAAACCAUAACAAAAGACCUAAACGACAGAGCAAAUCUUAACUGUGAAUCUGAGUGAAAAAAGGCAAAAAAAGGACAAAAAAAAGAGAAAAAGGCAAAAGAGAUGCUGGAAGCUCCAGUUUGUAUCGUUGGUAGUUCAGAUAUUUAUCUUUUGUUUUAAGUGAAAACAGUUUUGACUUAUUUUAUUCCACCUAGAAUCAUAACUACAACUUAGGAUUAAAUCCACUGAAUAACAAAGGACUGGCACACCAGCAGAGAUGUAAAGAGCCUCCUCUUGGUGCUAUUUCACCCAUCAGAACUGUGCCUCUAGUUUGAAUCCUUGGUGCUGAAUUUGGAGGGCUGACCAAUGCCAAACCCAGUUCUCAGAAAGGUUCUGCAGUGUAUUUGUUCGACUCACUCUGUUCAUACACCAAACCCCAGCUGGCUGGCAGCUUGUGAGCUAGAGGAACACGUUUGAAUCUGAACUGAGCCAGGAGCUCUGUUAACUGGGUGGCUUUUAGUUUGUGUCCAUUACAAACAGGAACUCUUGCUCCCCUCUGGAGAGGCAGCUCCAGGAGCUGGGGUGGUCUGGGCAAGCUCAGCCAAUGCAGGCACAGUCCUGCCCCCGCUGGAGCUGGUUCUCUGGCCAUUUGCCGUUGCUGGUGGCACUGGAGUCACUGUGAAUUUCGGUAGCUCGGCUGGUAACUUGUGUUGGGCUGUCACUGGCGUCUGAACAGGGUGUGUUACCGCUGGUAUUGGUCAGGCCCUUCGUACCAACAUGGGGAAGACUGAACCUAGUGCUUCUGUCCUGGUGCAGGCAGCAGAUCUUCUCACCUUGUCGUCUUUGUUCCCAGUACAAUGUGUUUUGUUGGUAGGGUUUUGAUACUUGAUUCAGAAAUGGCUGUGUGCAUUUAUUGACCAAGUGCAUUCUUGCUUCUGGGUUUCUUUGCUUUAAGUAGAUCUAAAUGGUAGUUCACAAAAACACCCCAGCCUGGCUCACCACACUGGUGCAGUCCAUUGUCUUGUGACUUGGUGUUCUGUGUGCAGAAGGUGCCACUCUGAGCAGUGGCUGCAUUUUAUAGAGAUGUAAGGAAGAGAAAGAGAAAUCUCCUAUAGCUUGAUUUCAUUUAUUUUUAGAUUGCACAGGGCACAGGGAACUUGUAAAAAUGGUAUUUAUUGGAGGGCACAAAGUGAGGAGGAGGAUGAUCCAUUCAGGAGAAAUCACAUUGGUCUGUAGUUCAGACUGGACCAGGCACCAAUAAAGGAAACUACAGCAAGGGAAGGGAAAUUGCAACAGCAAAAUGACUAGAAGAAAAGCACAUUUGAGGCUUUGGGAAACAUGUGCCUGCCAGCCCUGCUGCUCUGAGGGGCAGGACUGCUCUCACUGUCCUGGACUCCUGCUUGACUCCUGCCUCCCUGGCUGAAGCAGGCGGGAUCCCUCAGCCCUGCCGGGUUCUGCUCCCUGGAUCCUGGAGGGAUGCUUGUGAGUGCCAUGCUGGCCCUUGGCAAGACAGAAUGUGAUGGGAGUGAGGUGCCAAGGCAGCUUCUACCCUUGAGAGACUUCAGUUAGGCCUUUCUCUCUCAUCCCUGGCAAUCUUUGUAGAGAUUUAGGGCCAAGUGCAGUGAUCCUGUUGAUUCCUCAGUGUGUCUUCCAUAGGCAGCCUUUGCUUGCAGACUGUUCUAACUUUGCUGCCUUGUUCACUGGGAAGGGAAAAGAUUGAUGGCCCUGGAAAUGAGGGACAUCUUGGAACUGGUUUCUUCUUUGCAUGUGGGAGAGGACUGUGCUGCAUCCUGCUGAGUUACUGACAGCAAGAUGAAAACGUGGAAAAGGGCAAAAAUGCUGGGAGGGUGAGAGCUGAGGAGCAUCUGGUAGCUUCUGGUGGAAGCCAUACAGUGUAUGUCCUGGAAUCCAGGAACAGUGUAACCCAGACAGUUUGCAGCUGGGAGUUGGGCAGCUCCAGCUUCUUCCAGAUCCUUGGGUGCCUGGAAGUUGUUGCCUUAACAUCUGUCCUAGCAAAGGGCCGAGUGCUCAGCUCUUUGAAGGCUUUGAAUUGGUCGGCUGUGCCUGAGCUUGCUGGAGGGGCAGCAGCCCCUGAUGAGAGAGAGAGAGCAGGGAAACACAAGUAGAAUCACUCUGUGUUCAUCAGAUCCUUUUCUGAGAAGGGACCAAGACACAGUUGCCAUCACUUGCAUCACUUCCUUGUGCUCGUGGCUGAGGCUUCACAGGACCAGCAAAGGUGUCUGGAGAAGGGGCUGAUUUGCAGAGCUCUGACCUCUCAAUAUUGCAUUAGCUGGGAGAUGUUGCCAAGAGAUUUGUGUUGUCAUCUCUAUGCUCCUCAGUCUUCUGUUGCAUAGUCUCAGGCAAGUUCCACUUGUUUCUUCUGUGUUUGCAUAUCCAGGAGAGCAUUUACCUUGCUGGAGAGUUGCUGAAGGAACAGCUUAGGGACGUUAAGAGCUGAUCCAUAUGGCUACGAGAAUAAGCCCCCUGUGACCCUACUGUAGGAGCACUGUUCCAGAGGUCUGAAACCUGUUUUAAAUAAUUGGAGAUACUUCUGAGUAACCAAAGCCAAACAGCCAGUUCCAGAAAUGAAUUCCUUCAGUGUUACCACAUCCUGCUGAGUCCAGUCGCACGUGUUCCGUCUCCUCCGCGCCGCUGCUGCCAGCGAGGGGCUCAUCAGGAAGCUCAGAUACAUCUUGUAGGCACAUCAUGCUGCCAAAAUCAAAAAAAGGGAACUUCCUGAGCCUUGUGCUGAGCAAAACCUGUCAGCCUUGAGGAGCAAGCCUGUGACCUCUUCCUUUUUUGGUGCUUUGCUACCUCUGGCUUGCGCUUGCCGGGUUCAGUCCGCUGAGACCUGUGGGGCUGAGCAGCAGCAAACCUAAACUUGCUCGUUUCUCCCUUUAGCUGAGGGACACCCAGCACUUGGAUUUCUCUGCUUUUCUGUGUAGCUGAGGGAGAAAGUGGGAAAACGUUGCUGGGGGAGGGAGAGGCCUGGGCUGUGGGAGCUCAGCUGGGGCAGGAGGUGAUGGAGAGUCAUGGCCCUGUGUCUCUUGGCUUGGUGCAGGUGAGGCUGUUCCCUUCAGGAAGGUGGAGGUUGCUCUGGACAGCCAUAAUGGUGGGAAGCAUCCUCAUCACAGAAUGGUGGGGGCUGGCAGGGCCCUGCAGAGCUGCUGCAGCCCCAGCCCCUGCUCCAGCAGCUUCCCCUGGCUCAGGGGGCACAGGAACGUGUCCAGGUGGGGUUGGGAACCUCCUGAGGAGCCUCCACACCCUCCCUGGGCAGCCUGGGCCAGGGUCCCUCACUCUUGCUGUAAAGUCGUUUUUCCUUACAUUUGUGUGGAACUUUCUGUGUUCCAGCUUGUGCCUGUUACUCCUUGUCCUGUCACUUGGAAGUGACAGCCUAGAUGUACAUGACACUGAGAGGCUGAGCAGUCUCUGACCAUUUCUUCUGCCAGCAGGAACUGGAAGCUCCUUGGCCUGACAGAAGUAGAUACUUUCUGUGCUUCCAUCUCAUUUCCUUCCUUUCUCGUAGCAGCAGCUGCUUUAUCUCCCAGCACCCAGGCUGUGCUCACCCUGCUGUGGGCUUGGCCCUGGGUCUGGGCUCAGCCUGAGUGGUGAAGUCCCGAUUCCCCCAGUGCCAGGACUUGCUGGUGGCUUGGGCAGGUGGAGAGGAAGGUGAGCAGGUAGGGUCUGAAUCUGUGAAAGCAUUUAGUUGCUGGAAGUAGCCCAGGCAGGAAAGCUGCAUCACUGGAUCUGCUUCCUGGUCUCUGGUUUUGUGCAUCAGGAGCAUUCAGAUCCCCAGGAUUUGACAAUCCUCUGUGGGGUUUGACUCUUGCUGGGGUUGUGUAUUUAGGAAGCAGCAUCUGCUCCCCCACCCCUUAUUUUUACACUUGGAAGAGAGCCCAAGCCAAGGGGAGCAUCAGCUGGGGCAGAGCUGGUAUCUGCAGCAGGGUGGACCUCUCUCUUGUUCGGGUGAUGGGUUUUUGUGGGACACACGGUCCCUGUGGGCACUUGCAGGGCCAGCAUGUGCUUUCAUCUCCAAGCUCACUGAGGGCCUAGUCCUGUGUGACUCCUGGGGCUACGUUGGUGGCCCUGUGGGACCUGUGUCCUCGUGCAGGGACUCGCAGGGACUCCCAUUUGCUCUGUGUUGAGGUCAGUCCUUUCCAUGCAGGGUGUGGGAAACAGAUCACUGAUGGUUUGGUUCUUUUGCUUGGAGGGAGUUACCCCAGCUCACACACUGUCUUGAAAAAUAUCUGCUUUUGUUGUUCUGUUUUGCCUGAGCCAGAAAGAGGAUGAGGCACUGGGAGCCCCAGAGCACGAUUCCUUCAUGAAGGAGCGGACGAUACAGCGUGGGCUGUGGACCAGCAGCCUCCUGUGAAAUCCCAGUCUGGGGAGCGUUAGCCAGUGUUUUUGUGAACUAUCUCUGCAGCACUGAGGGGAACCUGAAAUCCCAAGGACUGGCUUACUGUGGAAGCACAGAUGUGUGCAGGCUGUGUGCGAGUGUUUCAAGUGUUCUGGCUGUCCUGGUUUUCUUCCUCCUGUUUUGUUUUCACUCCAGGGUUUGUGGUGGCAGAUCAAGAUCAGGUUGAGAAAUGUUGUUGUGCCAUAUUUUGUUUAUCCUUAUGCAUUAUGGGUGUGUAUCUGUUUAGGCUGAACAUUGCUGUUCUUGUGAACUUCAGGGUUUAAACCUGAAACAAAAAACAAAGGGGGGAAGCUACUCCAGCACAUUUGCUGUUUGGGACCCUCUUUCUGAAGAGGUUUCUGAAGCUUUUACAGUUUUAAACACAAAACUGUGUCUUAAAAUCCAAAGUUUUACGACACCAACCCUGAAGUUCUCAACUUUGUGACCCUUUGGGUUUGUUUUUUUUCCCCAAGGUACCUCUGGUUGUGUUUCUGGUGCAGCCAAAUCGCUCUUUGGAAAGGUUUUGUCUCUGGAGUUAAUGAGGAAAAGGUGGGAGGGGUUGAUCCAUCAUCCUGCUUGGCUUUUUUAACCUAUUAAUCUUUUAAAGUGAUCGAUUUCAAAUUAAAACCACCAACUUUUUAGGUCUCUGUUCUACUUUUUAGGAGUGUGAGCCUGCCCUCGCUGAGUGGGGCUUGGAUGGGGAAAGCAGUGGCCAAUGAGGCUGCUGUUGCUCAGGAAUUGAUUAGUACACUUUUAACUACUAAUAAAAAUCCAUUUUUCAAUGGAUUUUUUUACAAACCCCAUUUUCUUAGGACAGUGAUAUGGGAUGUUUCCUAGUGAAUAGGAGUUAGUUAAUAUAAUUUAGCCUAUUAAACUGAAUUAUUUAAAAUUCAAACUUCCCCUAAUUUAUCUUCUUUUUUGUUGUUGUUGGGUUUUGUUUUUUUACACCAGUAAGUUGUCCUCUCGUUCCUUUCAUUCCUCCAUACAAGUAGUGUGAAUUCUUCUGCUGUGUAUAUAUGUAUGUAUAAUAUAUAUAUUCCCACCCUGCCUUUCUAAUCCUCCACGCUGUAAGAGUUUGGGGUUUUGGGGUUUGUUUUGGGUUUGGUUUUUUUCCCCUCUCUCCCCUCCUUCCACUUAAUUUCUUGUGUCUUUACCUUGAUUUGUAAUUGAAACGAUGCUUUGAAGUUUUGUCUUUAUAUUAAAGUGUCUGUAUUUUAAUACACA